CAUCUAGACAUAGAUUUUUCGACAGGGGGUUCCAACUGCGGCGGUGGUUCACUUCGAUCCUCGGACACCCCGGACGAGCUGUCUCUGUCCCCGGGGGGCUGUCCGACACCCUCGUCCGGAGACCCGGACUCCGAGCUCUCGUACACUGUCGGCGUGACAGAGAACACGCCGUAUGGGUGUCAGUUCUGCGACAAGGCCUUCCCGAGGCUCAGCUAUCUUAAGAGGCACGAACAAAUUCACAGUGACCAGAUGCCUUUCCGCUGUGACUAUUGCCAGAGGCUUUUCAAGCACAAGCGCAGCCGCGACCGCCAUGUUAAGUUGCAUACUGGCGAUCGAAAAUACCGCUGCUCCCAAUGUGAAUCUGCCUUUUCCCGGAGUGACCACCUCAAGAUUCACAUGAAAACGCACGACAAUGGCAAACCUUACCAAUGUACGGUCUGCAACAGAGGUUACAACACGGCUGCAGCACUUUCUUCUCAUAUGCAGAAUCACAAGAAAAGCGAGGCCAACAUGGCGGAUAAUCAAGGAAAUGUUUCAAUGGUUCAUACUCAGAGUUUGUCAACGAAUUCUGUCGGCGAGAAUCAAGUAGACAAGGAGGGACGCGAGAAUGAUACUCCAGACCCCCCAAAGCCCUUGCUGUGCCAUUUCUGUCCACAAGUCUGUUCUUCUCCAACUGCCCUCGGUGACCAUGUACUGCAAAGCCACAGGUCGUUCUCGUCUUCUUCCCCAUUAUCAGACUCUCCUAGAUCGUCAAGAUGCUACAAAUGCGUGGAAGAGUUGUCCUCCCCGAAUGCAGUCUGUCCUCACAGAAAGCUAUUUUCAGAAAAUGAUACCGAAAAAUCCUGCUUAGAAAACAACAACAGUGGAGGUAAAAUAACAGAACGAUUCUCACCAAGCAUGAAACUGACAUGCGGAUUCUGUUCCAAAUCUGACUUUCCAAGUUUCGAAUCACUACAGCUGCACGUGCAAGUAUUGCACGUUCCAACCGGCGGGUCUGAAAGCUCCUUAGCUACUUCCAUCAGAUCACUACAAUCAUUGUUGCACAAACAGCCACAGAAUUCUCAAAACGAUCCAUUUCUAGGUUAUCCAGGCAUCGACUCUGAGUCAGGCUUCACUGCACUACACAUGCUACAAAAACACGCUUCUUUAAGUGAGGGAUUGAUGCUGAAGCGUCCCAAUGACAUCUACUGUUCCCAGUGCAACAUCGGGUUCACUUCGUCCGCAGCACUUUUGGAUCAUGUUCAAUUAGUUCAUGAAAACACAAGUGGUGUUGUUCCAAGGCCGCCUUCCUCUCCCUUAAGCAACCACUCAACGAAAAGGUCUUUAACCAGCUCAAGGCUGAGACCAAACGGAGCAAAGCAUUUCAAAGCCUCCCCUGGAAUGGGAGCCCCUGUGUUUAAUGGUAGCACAAGUUCACACUACAGAAGACAAGAUCCUGGUGGAGGUUCAGCAAACCAUAAUACUGGUCCAAACACGCCAAGCGGUGCCAACACUCUUCUAUGCAGUCAAUGCAACGCCGGAUUUCCAGACUUUGAGUCUUUCCGUACGCACUUGAAGAGCCACCUCGACGCUGCAGCAGCGGGAAAAAAUCCGGCCCAUUCAACCGGGACCCCAUCGAAUUCAGUACCCCACAGUUUUUCCUGUUCUGAGUGCAGUGCCGAAUUCGACAACGAGCCCCUCCUGGACGCGCACGUUGCCGGACAUUUCUUGUCUUCUACUACAGAAUACGGGUGCCAAUCAUGUCUCAAGUUGUUUGCGAAACCGGAUGAGUUGCAGAAACAUUUGAUGGAUGUUCAUGCUUACCAUCUCUACCGAUGUGCACUUUGCAAGCAGAUCUUCGACUCGAAGGUCAGUAUACAAGUCCACUUUGCUGUUAAACACAGCAACGAAUGCCGAUCGCUUAAGUGUACUUCCUGCAGCGCGUACUUCAGAACUGAGAUAGAAUUUCAAGUCCACGUGAAACUGGCGCAUCUCUCCAACAAAACUUUCGGAACCAGCAGUGGAGGCACUUCCUACAGGUGUCUGCUAUGUGAUCAGCUGUUUCCCAACGAAGUUCAACUUCGAUACCAUGCAUCUACUCACAAGAAACAAUACUCGUGCAGUGCCUGUGGUGAGGCCUUCCAUGUUGAGUUCCUGCUCGACAGACAUAUUCAGACUGUGCAUCAGGGAUCGGUUGUGACGUCAUCGCCACCCCUGCACCAUCCAUUCAUCGGUCUAAGAAACAACAGUCCCAUUUCUCCUCCUUCCAAUUUGUCUCAACAGACCCCUGAAGAAGCCCAAAACUUGUGCACAAAGAAGCCCACCAAUGGGAAUAGGGGCGACUGCAUGCAUGGCCACCAUUCUGUGGAUUCCUCUGCUGCCCCAACAACGGCAACGUCACCUCCCGUUACCACCUCUCCAUCCGGCCACCGAUGUGACAUUUGUGACGUCACCUGUCCUUCCGAAUCAAGCCUGAUGACUCAUCGACGGCAGGUUCAUCAUAUCAGAACACACAAAGACCAGCAGCAUUCCAGCAAAUCAGGAAAUGGGUCGUCUGGCUUGAGCUUAUUCUGUGCAUAUUGCAAUGAAUCCUGCAAAUCACGCGCCGAAUUGGAGAACCAUAUGAAAGCUCAUACCGCCACACCAAGCAAGCACAAGUGCAAUAUUUGUGACGAAAUGUGUCCCUCGGCCACAACGCUAGCAGAACACAAACUCACGCAUUGCAAGGUCAUUUCUGGAAGUACGUGCAUUGUAUGCAGGGUUCAACUCUCAAACGAAGACCAAUUUUUAAGCCAUAUACAGCAACACAGCACAUCCGCACCUAAUGGCAAAGGAAACGGCCUGCCCGUUCCUUGUGUUGUAUGCAGACAGACUUUAGUUGUUGAUGUUGAAGUUCGAAUGCAUGCUCGAUUCCAUCUCAAAAACGCAUCCUUUGAACCUACAUUGGGUACUCCGGCCCCUUGCUGUGUCUGUUCCAGAAUGUUCGAUCCUGGCAAUCUGAUCAUCCGAUCGUCUGGUAAAGCAUCCGAUUCCCUUCCUCCUCAUACGUACAUGUGCAAAGACUGCUUCCAUUCCAAAGGGGAUGCGGACACAGGAGUUCCCAGGUGUUCGGACUGUAAUGUGAAAUUCGAAUCUUUUGGUGAUUUGGAUGUCCAUCGAAGAACUGUUCACUACCAGAGGAACGAUAAAAAGACUUACCAAUGCAUAAAGUGUCAAAUGUCUUUCGAAUCAGAAACCGACAUUCAAGCUCAUGUUACCUGCCAUGUGCUGAAUGAGGGAACGCACCAUGAAUGCAGACUCUGUCAUGAGGUUUUAGAUUCGCCCUCGAAACUUCAAUGCCAUCUGAUAGAGCACACCUUUGAGGGUAGUUCCCACUAUACGUGCUACUUGUGCGCCUCCGUGUUUACUGGACCUCACCUACUGCAGCGCCACAUGCUGGAUCAUGGUCUGGAAGCGCGACCGUAUGACUGUCCUGAGUGUCAGCAGAAGUUUUUUUUCAGAGCAGAGCUCGAGAACCAUUCGUUCGUACAUGUAUGGGAAAACGUCAACAGGCUAUCCUCAUCCAAUGCCGUGACAAAAGGGACUGGUAACGGUGAAAGGUCUAGUUUAUUAUACGAAUGCUCAAAAUGUCCAUGUGUAUUUGGAAACGCCAUUGAUUUAGGUAAGCAUCAGCGUUCUCAUGGUCAUGAUGUUACCAUCAAGCAAGAAUCAAUCGACCGAAUGAGUAAUGUUUGCCCUACCUGUGGAAUGGAAUUCAACUCUAAAGAUGACUUGAGAGGUCACAUGAUGUUAAUCCACUCUUCGACGCCAUUAAGAGAAGCGUUCGCUUCUGACAUUAAGCCCGGGAUGGCCCGUCAUGAUCUUUAUAAUUUUGAAGAAGAAAAACAGCCAGAGGAGAAUUCCAGUAAAGGCGUCCGAGAAAAGAAAUCUUUUGAGUGUCCUGUUUGUAAGAAGCAGUUCACGAGAAAGGAAAAUCGAAAAUUACACAUGAAGACACACCAUCAAAACCCUGGUCCAAAGACGUUUUCAUGCAGCCAUUGUGACAAAGUGUUCCUCAAGCGAUCCCAAGUUAAGGACCACAUGAGGACACAUAUCACGUCAACUACACAUCCAUGCGAAAUAUGCGAUGAAUCUUUUCCGUCCACUUCUCUUCUACGGAGACAUCUUAAAGACGUUCACAAAAGGAAAUACGAGCACACUUGCAUCGUCUGCUCCGAACUGUUCGAUACCAACGACCAGCUAGAUGCUCACUUGAACGAGGAGCAUCAGGUUAGGGUGCAGGAGAGGCUUGCAGACGAUUCCUUGAAAAAUAAAUCCGAUUCCCCGCCUCCUUCUCCAGAGCCUUCAGCUGCUGAAAGUACUAACCAGGACACUGCAUUGACUUCAGAAAUUCCAAGAGAUUCUUCUUUAGAACUCGGUAGAAGGGAAGAAAGGACUAGCAUGCCAACAGAAGUAGCAGCAUGA
This is a messenger RNA of Uloborus diversus, 4443 nucleotides long. Its product is annotated as zinc finger protein 423-like. Gene Ontology annotation, cellular component: nucleus. Gene Ontology annotation, biological process: regulation of transcription by RNA polymerase II. Lineage: Eukaryota; Metazoa; Arthropoda; Arachnida; Araneae; Uloboridae. The record is from RefSeq and is a predicted model, not a curated record. Gene Ontology annotation, molecular function: DNA-binding transcription factor activity, RNA polymerase II-specific; zinc ion binding; RNA polymerase II transcription regulatory region sequence-specific DNA binding. The annotation marks the transcript as partial. The transcript has 17 exons.